Molecule: messenger RNA, 4915 nt
Organism: Onychostoma macrolepis
Lineage: Eukaryota; Metazoa; Chordata; Actinopteri; Cypriniformes; Cyprinidae
Gene: hpcal4
Product: hippocalcin like 4
Exons: 4
Coding region: 149-724 (191 amino acids)
Molecular function (GO): calcium ion binding
Source: RefSeq, a predicted model, not a curated record
AAAGUGGUACAGGAAACGUGGUUACAGGGAAACUACCUAUUUCACAUUAUGAAAAUAUUAAUUUUAAGAAUAAACAACAGGGUCCAGGCAACACAGUUGAGUGAGUUCAGCUGGACACAGACAGCUUCAGAACAAGAGGUGUAGAAAGAUGGGGAAACACAACAGCAAGCUUGCUCCUGAGGUGCUUGAUGACUUGACCAAGAGUACAGAGUUCAAUGAAGCUGAGCUGAAGCAGUGGUAUAAGGGGUUCCUGAAGGACUGUCCAUCUGGCAUCCUCAAUCUGGAAGAGUUCCAGCAACUCUAUGUCAAGUUCUUUCCUUAUGGCGACGCUUCAAAAUUCGCCCAGCAUGCCUUUCGGACGUUUGACAAAAACGGUGAUGGGACCAUUGACUUCAGGGAGUUCAUCUGCGCGCUGUCCAUCACUUCCAGGGGAAGUUUUGAGCAGAAACUCAACUGGGCCUUCAACAUGUACGACCUGGACGGAGAUGGCAAGAUCACACGCAUGGAAAUGCUGGAGAUCAUUGAGGCAAUCUACAAGAUGGUUGGGACGGUGAUCAUGAUGCGUAUGAACGAAGACGGGCUGACCCCACAACAGCGUGUGGACAAAAUCUUCAGCAAGAUGGACAAGGACCACAACGACGAGAUCACACUGGAGGAGUUCAAAGAGGCGGCCAAGAGCGACCCCUCCAUUGUUCUUUUACUGCAGUGUGACAUGCAGAAGUAAGGAAGGAGAGGAGGAAGAUGAGUGAAGUGGGCUGGGGGUGUAGGGAGGGGAGGAGAACUAUGUACAGACUUCUAGAGAGAUGUAGGUAAUAGAUAAUGAGAGAAAAUGUACAUACAGUUGAACAUAAGUUAGACUGCAUGAUAAUCUUGGGAAUGUUAAGGGAAUGAUUAUGGCCAUUUGGAAUGAUUAGUCAAAGUAAUGCAAGAGAGAGUCUUUUCCACCCUGUAUCACUUAUUACACAUUCUGUCUGCUUUCCAGCCUCUAGAGAGAGUCAGAAAGUUCAAAAGAUUGAAUCCUUAAUACAAGACGUUUCUUUCCUCAAAAAGGUCACUUCUGAGCCAACUAACGCUCUUUUAGGAUAAGAAGCAUAUUUGAACAAUUUCAUGCAAUAAUUAUAAAUAAUUGAAUUUAAUUCCGAUCCAUUUUAAUGCAUUUUAAUUCAAGGCAAAGGCAAAGGAUUUUAGCAUUUUUAGGCCUGAAAUUAUAUUAUGGAUACACAAUAUAUCGGAAUUAAUAUGGUGUAGAAACAAUUAUCACUCAGAAAUUGCCAGUACAUUUCACAAAGAAAUGGCAAACAAGACAUGAAUUAAAUUUAAAAUUUCAAAGUAGAAAGACUGAAAUGGUAUUUCACGUAAAACAUUCUAAAAUAUUAAUCUUUAAUUUAAAAAAAUCAUAUUAUUUAGUGUUACAUUUAGAUUAUCUUUGCUGUCAUUUAACACUCACUUGAAGUUAAUCUUUAAAAACAGAAAUCAUUUAAUAUAAUAAUCUUUAGCAAAUGAAUUUCCACUUUUCAUACUGUACAUUUUUAUUUAAUUUAUUUAGUAAAAAUAGAAAUGAAUUUAUCUAUUAUUCAUUGAUCUACAGAAGCAGUGUCGAGAUUACAAGAACACAAGAAUGAGGGCUUCCGUAAUUUAUCGGUUAUUGUGCAUAACAACAAUUAUCUGCUUAUGGAUAUCAGCCAAAUGUUUAUACCAUGCAUCUUUUAGAAUUGUUUUAUAUAUUUAUUUAUUUUUUGCCCAGAUUGAAAAUGUCCGGUUACAGGUUGUGCCAGAGGAAGAGCAUUACAGAAUUACAGAGAGUUCAGGGCAGGACUGAAUGCUUUGACAUUUGUGGGUGCCUUCAUAUACAGCGCUUUACCCCACUAGAUAACACCCCAGCAACUAAUACUGACACAUCAGUGGAGUUUGAACGCAUUGCCAUAAUCUGACGAUACCAUCACGAAGCAUAGCCUUCUAAUUGCGUUAUUGGCCGAGAUAAAACUGAAAAGCCAUGGCUGAGUAAAAGGGUGAUUUUUCACCAGAAAAUGAGGAGUAGCGUUAACUAGAGAACUGACAAUAUAUGUACAUGAUGACAUUUUGUACAUAAUGCCUAAUCACAUGCUUAAUAUGUACAUGUAAAUGUUUCUCUACCUUAGAACUGCUUUCAUAAUCUGACACAGCUGCAAUGAUUUGUGUGCUAACACAAAAAAAACCUUACUGUACUUACGUAUGUGGGUCUGUCUGUGGAAGAGGGACACUAAUAUGUGCAUUUUCUUCACUGUAAUCUGGUGUGAAAGCUGCAGUGUGUGAGUGUGCGAGUUCACGCAAGAGAACACAAAUGCCUCAACCUUUGUAUUAAUUCUUUCUUAUGAUCUUCACGCCAGUGCUAGGAGUAUUACGCCGUCGUGUUUGUUGUUACCUGGUGUGGCUGGUGAGCUGUUUUUGUUUGUUUUUUUUUUGUCAUGAGAGCUUUAGUUUAGUUCAGUCUUUAUUAGUUCAUCUCUUAUUUCAUAAGCUUUGCAGGUGUCACCCAAGGGGAUUUUAAUUGUAUGAAUAUUGUCAAUGUUGAACUACCUUUCUUUACUCUUGUAAUAUAAGUGGACACAAAUGUAAACCAGACGCAGAAUGUGUAGUACUUGUUAAUGUUACUAUGCCGCAAUACUUACUAACAUGAGAUUACUGUUGCACUAUGUAGUGAGUAGAGGCAAUACAGCUUUAGUUUUAGACUGCCUCCCUGUGGUGGAAGAUGUUAAUUAAUUUGCCCAGUUAACUUUAGUUCCAGAUCUUUAAACACUACGAUUUCACAAAGAACCAGGGCUGUCAGGGGGUCGAAGGGGUCCAACUAAAUUCCCUAUGUGAUAUAGUCUCUGUUAUCAGCAAUCCCCCCUUAAAAGAAAUAGCGCACAGUUUGCUGACAAUUUUGUUUUGGUUCCUUACUGGAACAGGGCAUCACUUGCUCACCAAAGGAUCCUCUGCAGUGAAUGGGUGCCGUCAGAAUGAGAGUCAAAACAGUUCAUAAAAACAUCACAGUAAUUCACAAGUAAUCCACACAACUCCAGUCCAUCAAUUAACAUCUUGUGAAGCAAAAAGAUAAGUGCUCGUAAAAGAAACAAAUCAAUCGUUAAGGCAUUUUAACAUUAAACUGUUGCUUCUUGGCAAAAUAUGAGUCAUUCGUAAUAAUGCUUCAUCCAGUUCACUGCAUGAGACCCAUUGCUGAGCAAGUGAUGUAAUUUCUCCAGAUUUCUCUUUUAAAACCUAAAAUACUUCUAGAUCACAAUGAGGAGGGUUUUACCGGAACAUUGUGCUACAAAAAAGCAACGAUUAUUUGUAUUUAGACAUCUUUUUAGCUUUAUCCAAGUGACUUAUUUUUCAUUAGUGAAAGGCUGUAGCAAUACUCAAAGAUUAAUCCUGUGAUUCAUUUUGCAGCAUAUCCUGUGAUGUUAACAGCAGUUUAAGCAAUUUCUUUACUCGCCUUUAAGCACAUUUUGUCACAACUGCUUUUACACUACUCAUAAUCUUGUGGGAUGUGUUUCCUGUCACAUUCACACACCUCUGAUGCUGCUUUACAACUCUGCUCAUGAGCGGCAAGUGUAAUCUCUGUCUUAUUAUGUCACAUAGUAGCUUUCUUUAUACUAAACUGUGCUACCCCUUGUGAAAAAGAAGUGUGCUUAAUUGUAUUGAACGUGAACUACUUCAAAUCUUUUAGGUAUAUUUAAAAAAACUGAAGAAAACAAAAACUACUUCCCGAUAAUAUAAUAUUAAUGAAUUAAAAGGCCACUUAAAGAAAGUAUACUUUUAUAACUAUAACUUCUUAAUUUCUUAAUACACUUAAGUACACUUUGUAAUAAUUUAAAAAGUACAUUUUAAGUCAUUAUGUGUUAAUAAUCUUUUGUCAUGCUUCUGAAGACACACUUACUUUGAUGUGUUUAUUAUCAUACUAAAGUGCAUGUAAAGUACCUGGUUAAUAUAUUUUAAAAGCACUAAACUGCAACUUCAUCAUUACAAAUGUAUAAUUACAAAAUUAUUUAAAUAUGUGACAAAAUUUUCAAUAGAAAUUUUUACUUUAAAUAAUUAAUAUAAAUGCAUGUAAUACAACAAUGUGCUUAAGUCCUACUUAAGUGGGUCAAAUAAAUAACUCUAAAAUUCUACUAAUUGUAUUUAAUGUUAACUUAAACUGUAAUAAUAUUUCAUUUAAUUCCAAUUAACAUGCAGUUAAGUGUCCGAAAACAUUACAUUCAUUUCACACUUAAGUAUAUUAAGUAGCCUACUCUUUUUAAAAGUAUGCUAAAGUGUAUUUCUUUUUCACAAGGGAAAAUCAAAUUUAAUUGGUCACUGUCACUGAAUUUUAUUUUUGACCGCAAUUCAGAGCUGUACCAGCGUUACUCAAUAUAUGGUCUGCAAUCUUUCAGACUGACCAUCUGACUGUCUAAUGAUCACUGUGAUUAGAUUACAUAAACGCAGUAAUGGUCAUGGGUAAUGAUUAUGGGAAGUGCAAAAUGGGCCUUGUGGAUGUUGUGCAAUGUGCUGAUCUGCCACUGAGCUAAAGUCCAAUAUGAGAAUUUCUGUGCCAAAGACUCUAUAAAACAUAAAAUUGGAUAAUAAAUAAGAUAUCUAUGUAUACACACGCACAAUGAUGUUCUGAACUUGCACCCAAUUAUUGAAAAUGUAUUUUGAUUGCAUUAACAUUUAUAUUACAGCUUAAAAAUGUGUGUAACCUUUCACUGCAAAUUCUGAUAUUGUCCCAAAAUGAUAACAUUGAAAAGGGAGCAAUUGUGUCCAGCCGUGCAAUACAAUGCUUUCUGUACUGUAUGUGUGCUGUGCAUUUCUAAAUGUCUGGUUUCUGUUCACUUUUUCAAUAUCGUAAAGCUCCUGGAACAAAGAUGUGUAAUUAUUUUUGUUACAUAGAGAAUUAAAUAUGUGGAUGUCUACUGAA